AUGUACGUCCGUUGGAUGGAGGAGAGGCCAGCAGCAACAGCAGCGGCAGCAACAGCAGCAGCAGCAGCGGCAGCAACAGCAGCAUGCAGCAGCAACGACAACAGCAAUGCACAGCCCCAAACAGAGCUGGAAGCUACUCAGCAGCAGCAGCAGCAGCAGGUGUCGGAGUCUACUGAGGUGCCCUCAGAGCAGCAGCAAGACGCAGCAGCAGCAGCAGCAGCAGAGAGCGCCGCUGCUGACUACGACCCGAUUGCAGCAAAAGAAGCUGCGUCUCUGGCAGCAGCAGCAGCAGCAGCAGGUGUCUCCUUGUCUGCUGUCCAUUCGCUGCUGCAGCUUCACCGCCUCUCCUUUUCCACAUUUCUGACACCAAAGAGCAGCAGCAGCAGCAGCAGCAGCAGCGGCAGCAGCAGCAGAAGCGACGGCGAGGAGCCCUCGCUGCUGUCGCUGUGCUUGCCUUCUGCUGCUGAGUUCGUGGAGGGCCAGGCGCUGCUGCGGCCUGCUGCUUGUGCUGCAGCAGCAGACUAUCAGCAGCAGAAGCAAAAAAGAAAAAGAGACAGAGAGAGACACAUGCAGUGGCGUCGUGCUGCUGCUGCUGCGCUGCAGCAGCGGCUGCGAGUCUCGAUGGCAGCUUUUGCUGCUGAGGAGGAUCGUUUUGCUGCGUACGACCCCGUUGCUGCUGCUGCAGCAGAAAGGGAGCAGCAGCAGCAGCAGCAGCAGCAGCAGCGGCUGCUGCUGCGGAAGCAAAAAAUGUGGUGGAUCCCCACCAGAACUAUUAAGGCAAGAAGGGCGAGGCGAGCAGCAGCAAAGCGGCUGAAGCAGAAGCUGCUGCUGCAGCAGGCAGCAGCAGCACGCAGGCUACGCAAGCAGCAGCAGCAGCAGCAGGGAGAGGACCAAGCAGCAGCAGCAGCAGCAGCAGCAACAAUGCGCGCAGAGGACCUGACGCAGCAGCAAAAGGAAGCAAUUAUUAUGCAGCGGCUGCAGCACCAAAGAGCUGUAUUGGGCCUGAGGCCCCUGGGGGCCCCCGGGGGGCCCCCCGGGACCCCAGCAGCAGCACCAGCAGCAGCAGCAGCAGCAGCAGAAGCAGCAGCAGCAGACUUUUACGUCAAAGAGUCCGUGCGCAUUGCUGACGCCUUUCAAAAAAUCACAGAUGAGUAA
Molecule: messenger RNA, 1155 nt
Organism: Eimeria tenella
Lineage: Eukaryota; Apicomplexa; Conoidasida; Eucoccidiorida; Eimeriidae
Exons: 2
Coding region: 1-1155 (384 amino acids)
Source: RefSeq, a predicted model, not a curated record